AUGUUCACGCCACCUGUCGACGAGGAUACGACCGCGCAUGCUGGCCGCCGGCUCUGCAGCGUCGCUCCGUCGGCCGCGGGAUCCGCUUCAGGCAGCAAGGUCGCCCAACAUGACCACGACCACGACCAUGACCACGAACAUCACGGGCUGUUCCACUCGCAUAGCCACGACCACGGCCAUUCGGAGGGUGCAGAGCAGAUCAUGGAAGCGCUGCGGAGUGGCAAGCUCGACCGCGGCACGAAGAUUACGCUGCUUGGCUUGGGAAGUAACAUUGCGCUCACGAUCACCAAGGGUGUGGCGGGCCUGCUGAUGAACUCGGCGUCGCUGUUGGCAGAGGCCGGACAUUCGUUGUCCGAUCUACUGGGAGACUUUGUUACGCUUGCCACCUGGAGGAUAUCGAGACGGCCCCCAAGCGACCGCUUCCCAUGGGGAUACUCCAAAUUUGAGACCAUCGGGUCCAUGGCCAUCAGCGUCAUCCUCAUCGGCGGUGCCCUUGGCAUUGGCCUUCACUCGUACCACCUCCUUCUCCAAACCCUCAUCCCUUGGCUCGAGGCCCUGCCGUCUGACCACAUCCUUGCCGGCCUGCAAGCGUGGCUCCCAAGUUCGGUCCCGUCUCCCCUCCUGGAGCUAUUCCACUCGCACGGCGUUUCGGGCCACGAGCAUGUGCAUGCCCUCAGCGGGGACCACCAUGGCCACGACCACGGCGCCGCUGCCGUCCUCAACCCUCAUGCGGCAUGGUUUGCGCUGGCCUCCGUCGGUAUCAAGGAGUGGCUGUAUCAGAUCACCAACAAGGUGGCCAAGGAGGAACACAGCCCGGUGCUCAAGGCCAACGCGCUGCACCACCGCGCCGACGCGCUCACGUCGCUUGUCGCCUUGGGGUCCAUUGUCGGCUCGUCGCUCGGCGGCGUGGCCUGGCUGGACCCUGUGGGAGGCAUCGCCGUGUCCUUCUUCAUCCUGCAGCAGGGACUGAACCUCACCAAGCAGGCGACCAUGGAACUGCUGGACGUCGGCAUCGACGCCAAGACCCAGCGCUCGAUCGAGGAGGUCGCUAGCGCCCUCGUCGACGGCAAGCAGCUCCUGGCGUGCCGCAACGUCCGCGGCGUCAAGUCGGGCGGCCUCAUCCAGCUCGACCUCACCAUUGUCGUGCCCGCCAACAUGUCGGUGCGUGACUCGCACGCCAUUGAGAUCCGCGUGCGCGACGCCAUUACCGCCGCUCGCAAGGAGGCGCGCGAGGUCAAGAUCCACGUCCAUGGCGAAGACUUGCCGUUCGUCCCCGACCAGCCUCUCCAUAGCGACGAGGACAUGUCGCGCACACCGCCCAACAACGGCCCCAACAACGACUUUACUCGACACGGAUGCUAG
Molecule: messenger RNA, 1362 nt
Organism: Apiotrichum porosum
Lineage: Eukaryota; Fungi; Basidiomycota; Tremellomycetes; Trichosporonales; Trichosporonaceae
Exons: 5
Coding region: 1-1362 (453 amino acids)
Biological process (GO): monoatomic cation transport; transmembrane transport
Cellular component (GO): membrane
Molecular function (GO): monoatomic cation transmembrane transporter activity
Source: RefSeq, a predicted model, not a curated record